Penicillium roqueforti is the source of this 2181-nucleotide messenger RNA. Its product is annotated as putative AAA family ATPase/60S ribosome export protein Rix7. Gene Ontology annotation, cellular component: nucleus. Gene Ontology annotation, molecular function: RNA binding; ATP hydrolysis activity; ATP binding. Bases 1 to 2181 code for a protein of 726 amino acids. NCBI's taxonomy places the organism in Eukaryota, Fungi, Ascomycota, Eurotiomycetes, Eurotiales, Aspergillaceae. The record is from RefSeq and is a predicted model, not a curated record. Gene Ontology annotation, biological process: ribosome biogenesis. The transcript has 3 exons.
AUGGCUGCUAGGAAGGGAGGCAGGCCGACCCUCAGUCAGGGCCUGGACCGUGAGGUCUACCAGAUCGUGCGCAAGAUUAUCGACGACCAGUCCGAGACUGGGCGCAUCCGACUAUCGGUCCCAGCGAUUUAUGACACAAUUAAGAAAUCAAACUCAAGCUUGAAUCGCAAACCGAAGAGACUCAUUGAGGACAGUCUUGAGCGAGUCUUGGAGGUUAUCAAAGCUGAUAUGGGUGAAGAUGAUGAGGAUUCCGUGGAGGGGGACUUUGAGGGACUCGAGGAGCCUGCUGCUACGGAACCCAAUGGAAUGAACCAAAGCGUCGUCGGCUCGUGGGCAACAACGAAGGCCAAAAAGACCGAAGCCGCUAGCACCCCGGCACCCAGCUCCUCCAAGAGAAGAACGCAUGGCGGAGAAUCUGUGUCCAAGCGACGCAAAGCUGAGCCUGCAGAUCGUUCGCCACCAACACAUGUCAGUCUCGCCGAUUUGGGUGGAUUGGAUGAUGUUGUUCAGGAACUUGGGGACUUGAUUAUUCUACCCAUGACCCGGCCGCAGGUCUAUCUAUCAUCAAACGUGCAGCCCCCGCGCGGAGUAUUGCUACAUGGUCCGCCAGGUUGCGGUAAGACGUUGAUUGCGAACGCUUUCGCAGCGGAACUGGGUGUGCCCUUCAUCUCAAUCUCUGCGCCUUCGGUUGUAUCAGGAAUGUCGGGAGAGUCCGAGAAAGCCCUGCGCGAGUACUUUGAAGAGGCCAAGCGUCUUGCUCCUUGUCUCAUUUUCAUCGACGAGAUCGAUGCGAUUACGCCGAAGCGCGAGAGCGCUCAGAGGGAGAUGGAAAAGCGAAUCGUCGCGCAGCUACUGACCUGCAUGGACGAUAUUGCCCUCGACAAGACAGAUGGAAAACCCGUUAUCGUACUCGCGGCAACCAACCGCCCAGACAGCCUCGACGCCGCUCUGCGUCGUGGUGGUCGUUUCGACAAGGAAAUCAACAUGACCGUGCCCUCAGAGCCAGUCAGAGAACAGAUCCUACGCGCACUCACCCGCAAAAUGCGUUUGGCAGACGAUAUCGACCUCAAGACGCUAGCUAAACGCACCCCCGGCUUCGUGGGCGCCGAUCUCAACGAUCUCGUCUCGACCGCCGGCUCAGCUGCCAUCAAGCGGUAUCUCCAGAUCCUCAAGUCGAACAGCGGCGAAGAAAUGGAGAUGGAAAUCGAAGGCGAAGACGAUAUCAGCCCGCGAGUCCGCGAACUUCGCCGCCUUAUUAUCCACGCUAAAGAAACCCCCAUCGGCGAUGAAACAGAAGUCGUCCUCGUCUCCAACGCGGACUUCUUCACAGCUCUCCCCAAGAUCCAACCCUCCUCUAAGCGCGAGGGCUUCGCCACAAUCCCCGAUACAACCUGGGCCGACAUCGGUGCCCUUGGCGGCAUCCGCGAGGAGCUUGUCACCGCCAUCGUCGAGCCAAUCAAAAACCCCGAUAUCUACGCCAAAGUCGGCAUCACCGCGCCGACGGGCGUCCUCCUCUGGGGACCACCCGGUUGCGGUAAAACGCUCCUCGCAAAGGCUGUCGCCAAUGAAUCCCGCGCGAACUUCAUCAGUGUCAAGGGCCCCGAACUGCUCAACAAGUUUGUCGGUGAGUCUGAGCGCGCUGUUCGCCAGGUCUUUGUCCGCGCCCGCUCCUCAGUGCCCUGUGUUAUUUUCUUCGAUGAGCUCGACGCCCUUGUGCCUCGCCGUGAUGAUACGCUCUCUGAGGCCUCCGCCCGUGUUGUCAACACACUCCUCACGGAGCUUGAUGGCCUCGGCAGUAGUCGCCAGGGUAUCUACGUCAUCGCUGCGACUAAUCGGCCUGAUAUUAUUGAUCCUGCUAUGCUGCGUCCGGGUCGUCUUGAGACCCUUCUCUUUGUGAACCUGCCCACGCCACUCGAGCGUGUCGAGAUCUUGCAGACUCUUCUCCGGAAAGUGUCUAUUGAGUUUAGUGAGGAUCUGCGCAAACUCGCCGAGGAGUGUGAGGGCUUCAGUGGUGCUGAUUUGGGCAGUUUGUUGCGUCGUGCUGGUUACUCUGCUAUCAAGCGUCGCGAUAGUAUCAAGUUCGUUGACUUUGUUGCUGCUAAGUCAUUUGUUCGGCCUAGUGUUACGGACUUGAGGAAGUAUGAGAAGCUCAGGAGGGAUUGGAGUGGUGGUGUGGUUUGA